GUGAGCAGUAAGCACAGAUCACAACGGCCACAGCCUAGCUUCUGUAGCUCCACGGAGAGCUCACAAAAUCGCAGAGAGAAAAACGAGGGUACAUGCUAACGGCUGAUCAUGGCAGAUGAUAGCCAGGUAUCGCAGCAACCUGCUCAACCUCCGGAGGCAAAGACCGAGGCAUCCGAGCUGGACUACGUGACACGAAGAGAGAUCGGGAGGGAGGCCGUGUGGUCUCUUUCCUCGGCCAAGCCCGGCAACGGCGUUGACCAGCUCAGGGACGACUCAACCAACACCUAUUGGCAAUCAGAUGGGGGCCAACCUCACCUGAUCAACAUCCAGUUCCACAAGAAGAUGACCGUGGUAGAGAUAGCAUUUUAUCUUGACUUUGGUUCAGACGAGAGUUACACGCCGAAAAAGCUCUCGAUUCGGGCAGGCAGUAGCUUUCACGAUCUCGUCGAAGUGACGGUCAAGGAACUACACGAGCCCGUUGGGUGGGUGAGAGUACCGCUGUUUGCGCCAGGGGGCGGUGGGGCAGCGGCAAUCGCGGCGGAUGCUGCCGGUGGUGCGGAGGGCCCUGUCCUGCGCGCGCACUUCGUGCAGAUUUGCGUGGUAGCCAUGCACCAAAACGGCAGAGAUACACACAUCAGACAGGUGAAGGUUUUUGGCCCGCGGUUGGCGUCCGUGCAGCACGACCCGUCUCUGUUAGAGUUCAUAUCCCCGGAGUUUGAGACAUUUGCCUGCAUCCGAUAGCCCGGAGCCCCGAUGAGGAAGGGCGCCCUCGAAGGAUGUGCGACAGUGACGAUAGAGAGAGAUCGAUAGAGGGAGAGAGAAAGAUGGAGACAGAGGGCGUGGUGCCUCUGUUUUACAAUCUGACGGUGGCAUGAGGGGGAAAGGGGAAAGCAGGGUCCAACACACGGUUUUGUUGGCAAGGGAUAUUUAGUAAACGUGGAGAGACGCAAAUCUGUUGCUCCGUGCUUCUGAUAGCCCUCAUGCAACAGGGGAGUGGGUGAGUAGGCCACAGGCCUAUCGAUUCAGUUGCGAUGGCUCAAGGCUCAAUUCGUAGAUGCGGUCGACCACGCGAUUUCAUCUUUGAGAAGGAAGAAAUCGAGAGGGGAGGGGGGAAGUGCUCAUGGUUAUACGAGGAUAUGUACAUAGUGUUCGAGAAGACGUUGCGAUGAGUACCGAUGUGCACGCCGGUAGGCGAUACGACUAACUUGUUUGAAUGAGUAGACGUGAAGUGUUGCGUGAAGAC
Molecule: messenger RNA, 1243 nt
Organism: Ectocarpus sp. CCAP 1310/34
Lineage: Eukaryota; Phaeophyceae; Ectocarpales; Ectocarpaceae
Source: the annotation of a GenBank genome assembly